UUUUUCAUGUUUUUCCUUUUUUGGUUACUUGCCGAAGUGAGGGAAAGAAUGCUUCAAGUGCACGAAUUGUGUCGAUUCACUCCAGAGGAUUUGGAACGAAUCUGGACUGUUUGAUAACUCGCACUACAUUCCUUCUUGCGUGUCACUGUCCGGCAUGUCAAUGCAUUGCCAAUACUUGUAAUGAUUUUGUUACUAAUUAAUAAAUAAAAAGUCGGCAUCAGACCAACUCCUUAAUUAUAUAUGAUUUCAGGACAGGUUCAAUUUCAGGGGAGAAUGACUGCGGAGGAUUGUCCAUCUUCCGCUGGGAUUGCCGACGAUUCAAGAUAAGCGACACCACAUACAGCGUAUUAUGAAGGUUGUGACAUCAACUUUUGAGAAUCAUGCUGUUGAUGUAGAAGAUAAAUCACUCCUUUCAAAGAAAUCAAUAGAGGGUUCUGUGUCUGGAGCAGCUGCAAAGGAAGGGAAAAUGGACUAUAAAUACAGCUCCAAUGUCACACCUUUUAGAGAGACUAAAUCAAACAUGGAGAAUGUAGUGGCUGAAGAAUCUGAAAGUGAUGGAAGUUAUAACUUUAGCGAAGAUGCUUAUGACGAUGAAUGUGAAAAGUCAUUGUCUGAAGAUGGCAGUGAGUCCAAUUUGGAGUGUCCUCCUACAGAUACGGAGAUAGAAGAAAUGAUUGAUGAAUUUUUACUUCUUGAAAGCAAGGCUGCUGAUGCUCAAGAAACACUAGAGGUGGAAUCACUUUUGCGUGUUGAAAGAGAAGUCAGCUUGGAGUUAUCUCAGUCAUUAACUGGGAUGGAUUUAGAAGUUGCUGUUGAAAAUGAAAUGAAAGUUUUCAGGGAACAAUGGGAACAUACUCUUGAUCACUUGGAGGAUAAAAUUGCAGUUUUGCUGGAACAACUUGAUUAUGCUGGUAUUGAACUGCCUACUUUAUACAAGUGGAUAGAAAAACAGGCUCCUGAAGGUUGCAGUACAGAGGCUUGGAAAAAACGUAUCCAUUGGGCUGGUUUUCAACCCACCACAGAAGUAACAGAUUCUGUCAAUGAGGCUGAAUGUGACUUACAAGCCUGUCGGCCGGUAAGAAGGCAUCGUGGAAAGUUGUUGGAGGAAGGAGCGAGUGGUUUUCUUGUUAAGAAACUUGCUAUAGAAGCAGAUAGUACAGAUAGAGUAGAAAACACGGGGGACAAAGAUUGGGGCAUAGUUGAUAAUUUCAUUGGAACAGAAGGUGAUAUACAGAAGAGCAAUAAUUUUGGGUCCAAACAGUGGGCUGUGGUUUAUUUAGCUUCUACCCCUGAGCAAGCAGCAACUAUGGGGUUGAAUCUUCCUGGUGUUAAUGAGGUGGAAGAAAUUGAUGACAUUGAGAACUGCCCAAGGAAUCCAAUUUAUGCAGCUGCAGUAGCAAAUGAAAAGGAGUGUGGUCUAACUGAAGAACAAAAGAGUAAAUUUAGAAAGGUCAAAGAGGAAGAAGAUGUUCGAAGGGCUCGCAAGAUGCAUAGACGUUUCAAACAUAGAAGAAAUGAGAGCCAAAAAAAAAUGUACUGCAAAGGUAAUGAUGAUAUGCAGAAUACUACCGCAGAAUCAAUUUCUAAGAAUGAAACAAACAAUCCCAAAUCUCUGUCUCAGGCUCAGUGGAAGGUUAAAUCUGGUAUUGAGGACAUUUGUAAUAAUGGAGCUGUAAAGAAAAAGCACAAUCAACAAACAGUGAACAAAUCAUUGCAAGAAUCUCAGAGGGCUGCUGAUGAUCAUAAAAUUGCAAAUGAGGUUAAUUGGGAGAUCAGUAGGGAUAAGUUGCCUUCAUCAUUGAUGCUUCUGUUUGAGAAUCAGAGUCAGCCAAAACCUAAUAUUCUGAAACGCUCUUGUGAGAGUGAAGAUCUUGAUCUUCAUAUCAAAAGGAUGCGGACUGUGAUUAUUGAUAGUGAUGAUGAAACGGAUGUGAAAGAAAAUGGGGUACGAGAUUCUCAUUAUUGUCAGUUGGAAACAGUAACCAAAACAGCUGCUGUCACCCAUGAAGUUGUUGAUCUUGAAAUGAUAUCAGAUGAUGAGGUUCCUCCUUAUAAAGAUGUUUCAGUAGGUGCACAUAAGCAUCCAAAAGAAUUUAAAUGCACGGCUUGUGGCAAGUUACUUAAAGCAUCUGGUGUGAAGCAACAUCCAUUGUUUGAAGUUAUCAUAUGCAAAGAUUGCAAGAAUUGUUAUGAUCGUAGACCAUUGCACAGGGAUCCUGAUGGUUCAGAGUCUUGUUGUUGUUGGUGUGGACAAGGAGGAGAUGUUAUCUGCUGUGAUUUCUGUGAAAAAGUGGUUUGUGAGAAGUGUAUAGAAAGGAAUAUUGGGGCAGAAAAAUUAACAGAUAUAAUAAAUUAUAAAUGGCACUGCUUUUGCUGUGUCCGUGAUCCUCUGAAUUUUCUGAUUGAAGACUAUAAUCAGGCUGCAAAAAUUGCGAGCUGUGGUGCUUCUGAUAGUGAUUCUAUGUCAUCAGAUGAAAAGCUUCUUACUUCAGAUUCUAGUAAAAAACAGAAAGGAAGAAGAACAAGAAGGAUCAUUGAUGAUGCAGAGCUUGAAGAAGAAACUAAAAAGAAGAUUGCAAUUGAGAAGGAACGCCAAGAUCACCUUAAGAUGCUACAACAGCAAUCUGAACAAUGGUCAAAGGGCUCAACCAGUUUGCAUGGAGAUAAGGCAUGGUUAACUGACAAUGAAAUACUAGGUAAUCCUGCAGAAGGCUACAUUGUUAACGUUGCCAGAGAACACAAUGAAAAAGAAGUCAGAGUAUCCCCUAUGAUUUCAUACAUCUUGAAACCUCACCAGGUUGCUGGUAUACGGUUUAUGUGGGAGAAUUGUAUCCAGUCAGUAAAUAAAAUAAAAUCUGGAGACAAGGGUCUUGGCUGCAUACUUGCUCAUUGUAUGGGUCUUGGGAAAACAUUGCAGGCUAUAACUUUUCUAUAUACUAUUAUGAGAUCAGUUGAUCUGGGCUUGAAGACAGCACUUAUUGUUACACCAGUGAACGUACUGCAUAAUUGGAGGCAGGAAUUUUUGAAGUGGCAACCGUGGGAUCUAAAUCCUCUGCCUGUUUUUAUGCUUGAGGAUGUUUCAAGGGAAAGCAUGAAAAGAGCCAAGUUACUAACAAAUUGGAGAAAAAAAGGUGGAGUUCUUUUAAUAGGUUAUGCAGCAUUCCGGAACUUAUCUUUAGGGAAAUAUGUGAGAGACAAAGCCAUUGCAGAUGAUAUUUGUGAAGCUUUACAGAGUGGACCUGAUAUACUGAUCUGUGAUGAAGCCCAUAUGAUUAAGAAUACAAAGGCUGAUAUAACUCAAGCAUUAAAACAAGUGAAGACCCAACGCAGAAUUGCAUUGACAGGUUCACCUUUACAAAAUAAUCUGAUGGAAUAUUAUUGUAUGGUGGAUUUUGUAAGAGAAGGUUUUUUGGGAACAAAGCAUGAGUUUAGAAACAGGUUUCAGAAUCCUAUAGAAAAUGGCCAGCAUGCUAAUUCAACAGCAGAUGAUGUGAAAAUAAUGAAUCAGAGAUCACACGUCUUAUAUGAGCAGCUGAAGGGGUUUGUGCAGCGUAUGGGCAUGAAUGUGAUGAAGGAUGAGCUUCCUCCAAAAUUUGUAUAUGUAAUAUCUGUAAAGCUCUCUUCAUUGCAGCGGAAGCUGUAUGUUAGAUUUUUAGAAUACCACGGAUUUACAAAGAAUGACAAGAUUUUAUCUGCAAAAGGACCUCAAAGAAAAUGUUUCUUUAGUGCAUAUCAUUCUUUAUCUAAGAUUUGGAAUCAUCCUGGGUUAUUGCAAAUUGCUAAAGAAGAUAGAGAUUGCCAACAAGCUGAUGACACAAUUGAGAAUUUCUUAGUGGAGGGUAGCUUCAGUGAUGAUGAUAUGGAUCGGGACUUCAAUGGAGAUAAGUCAAGAGAUAAAAUGGAGUGUGCAGGCAAGAUCGCAGAUAACGAGUCUCUGGAAGAGGUUUUUAUCCAAUCAUCUAACUGGUGGGAGGACAUUGUACCAGAGAAAGCUUAUGCAAACAUUGAUUACAGUGGCAAAAUGGUUUUGUUGCUAGAUCUCCUCCUCAUGAGCUCUGAACGGGGUGACAAGGCUUUGGUUUUCAGCCAAAGCUUGGGCACCUUAGAUCUUAUUGAAUCAUUCUUGGCAAAAUUGCCUCGACAUGGAAAGAAAGACAAAUGCUGGAGACAGGGAAAAGAAUGGUACAGGCUUGAUGGAAGCACAACUGGAGCUCAAAGACAAAAGCUAGUAGAACAAUUUAAUGAUCCAUUAAAUACAAAGGCCCAGUGUAUUAUAAUAUCAACAAGAGCUGGAUCAUUGGGCAUAAACCUUCCAGCAGCUAAUCGUGUGAUUAUUGUAGAUGGUUCUUGGAAUCCGACACAUGAUCUUCAGGCUCUUUUCCGUGUGUGGAGAUUUGGACAAAAAAAGGAUGUGUAUGUUUAUCGCUUGGUUGCUCAUGGGACGAUGGAGGAAAAAAUUUAUAAGCGGCAGGUUACAAAAGAAGGUCUUGCAGCAAGGGUGGUUGAUCAACAGCAGGUUCACAGGACCAUGACUAAAGAGGAAAUUUUGCAUCUCUUCAAGCUUGAAGAUAAUGACAGCACUGCCCAUCAUUAUGAAGGAAGCAAAGAGCCAAUGACAAAUCAGGUGGAGAAUACAGAAGGAAUCCCGCACGAUGGAUAUGAAAAUUUAGCAGUUAAUCCGCUUGGUUCAUUACCAACUGAUGCAGCCUUUAUGAAGAGAAUACUUGAGAAGCAUUGCUCAAGUUGGAUUUUUAAUUAUCAUGAACACGAGACCCUUCUUCAGGAGAAUAAAGAUGAAAGACUUUCCAAAGAAGAGCGGGAUAUGGCUUUGGAGAAUUUUAAGAAAUUUGUGGAGUCGGAAAAACACAAGCAUUCAGUGGAAAACUGUGUUGAUUGGAUAGAAGUAACUAACCGCUCAGUUGAGCAGAAUGCCAACAACGGGGAAUUUUCUUCAGUGCAGACAGCAGAGAAAAUUACUAGUAAUCAUGCCCUCUAUCAAAAUAGUGAUAGUUUUGACACUACUCUAGCACAGAGCACAACCCAGAAAUAUAAUAAUAGGGCCCAUCCUGAUGAACACAAUCUAUGCGUUGCUGAAACUGUUGUGGUACGUAAUACAUCACAGAAAUGUAGUAACAUGGCUCAUGCUACUCUCUUACUUCGAAAUAACGUGAAGACUAAUUAUACUAUAGCAUGUACUGACUGUGGUAAAGAGAUUGGUUGGGAGAAUCUGGUUAAAGGUGUAAGGAGAUAGCCUUCAAUUGUUCUUCACAUUUUGCAGAUGAAAGCUGUUUUAUCUGGUAAAAAGACACCCUCGUAUGUAUAUGUGCAUAUGUAUUGAUGGACUUGCAUCUGAGCUUGCAAUUCGGAACAUAGAGGCAGCAGUUUUGCUUUUCUGCUUAUAGAAAUUUUGUUGCCCGAUAAUUGAGACAUUUUUCUUACAUAAUUUCUUGGUUCAGAAGUUUUUUCAA
This is a messenger RNA of Cryptomeria japonica (Japanese cedar), 5468 nucleotides long. Its product is annotated as protein CHROMATIN REMODELING 20. Gene Ontology annotation, molecular function: ATP hydrolysis activity; ATP-dependent chromatin remodeler activity; ATP binding. The transcript is spliced from 27 exons. Bases 350 to 5251 code for a protein of 1633 amino acids. NCBI's taxonomy places the organism in Eukaryota, Viridiplantae, Streptophyta, Pinopsida, Cupressales, Cupressaceae. Gene Ontology annotation, cellular component: nucleus. The record is from RefSeq and is a predicted model, not a curated record.